This is a messenger RNA of Trichoderma reesei QM6a, 1659 nucleotides long. RefSeq names its product amidase. The record is from RefSeq and is a predicted model, not a curated record. NCBI's taxonomy places the organism in Eukaryota, Fungi, Ascomycota, Sordariomycetes, Hypocreales, Hypocreaceae. The transcript has 3 exons. Bases 1 to 1659 code for a protein of 552 amino acids.
AUGACGCCCAACCUGAUCCCGCUGCAGCAAAACGCCGGCUCGGACGACCUGUUCCCCAUGGCCGACUGCUUCGGCUUCAAGCUGCACGAGGCCACCAUCGACCAGAUGCAGGCCGCCAUGGCCAAGGGAAACCUGACCUCGGUCCAGCUGGUCAGCUGCUACCUGACGCGCCAGUUCCAGACGCAGCAGUACCUCAAUGCCAUCAUUCAGAUCAACCCCGACGUCUUCGCCAUUGCCUCCCAGCGAGAUGCUGAGCGCAAGGCUGGCAAGGUCCGGGGCCCUCUGCACGGCAUCCCCUUUAUCGUCAAGGACAACAUCGCCUCCAAGGACAACCUCGACACCUGCGCCGGCAGCUGGGCUCUGCUCGGCAGCAUCGUCCCCCGUGAUGCUUUUGUUGUCAAAAAGCUGCGCGAUGCCGGCGCCGUUCUGUUCGGCAAGGCCGCUCUCAGCGAGUGGGCGGACAUGCGAAGCAACAACUACUCCGAGGGCUACUCCGGCCGCGGUGGCCAGUGCCGCAGCGCCUACAACUUGACCGUCAACCCCGGCGGCAGCAGCUCCGGCAGCGGAGUUGGUGUUGCGGCCAACGUCAUUGCCUUUGCCCUGGGAACCGAGACUGAUGGAAGUGUCAUCAACCCUGCCCAGCGCAACGCCAUCGUCGGCAUCAAGCCCACCGUCGGUCUGACGUCCCGCGCCGGCGUCAUCCCCGAGUCCGAGCACCAGGACUCCGUUGGCACCUUUGGACGCACUGUCCGUGACGCGACCUAUGCCCUGGACGCCAUCUACGGCGUCGACCCCCGAGACAACUACACCCUCGCCCAGCAGGGCCUCACCCCCAAGGGCGGAUAUGCCCAGUUCCUGUCCAACCGCACUGCUCUCAAGGGCGCCACAUUCGGUGUCCCCUGGAACAGCUUCUGGGUCUACGCCGAUCCCGAGCAGCAGCAGAUCUUGACCAGCAUCCUGAAGCUCAUCGAGUCUGCCGGCGCCACCAUCAUCAACAACACCGAAAUCACCGACUACCAGACCAUUGUCAGCCCCGACGGCUGGAACUGGGACUACGGCACCACCCGAGGCUUCCCCAACGAGUCCGAGUACACCUACAUCAAGGUCGACUUUUACAACAACAUCAAGUCGUACCUGUCCGAGCUCACCAACACCAACAUGCGCUCUCUCGAGGACAUUGUCGAGUACAACAACAAGUACCCCGGCUCCGAGGGCGGCGUCCCCAUGCCCGACGGCACCCCCGCCUUCUGGUCCGGCCAGGACGGCUUCCUCGCCUCCCUCGAGACCAAGGGCAUCCAGGACGAGACGUACUUCCAGGCCCUCGAGUUCUGCCAGUCGUCCACCCGCAACGGAAUCAACGAUGCCCUCACCUACAAGGGCAAGAAGCUUGACGGUCUCCUUGUUCCUCCCGAUGUUGCCCAGAGCAUCCAGAUCCCCGCCCAGGCCGGCUACCCUGCUAUCACCAUCCCUGCCGGCGUCCACUCCGACUCGGGCAUGCCCUUUGGCCUGGCUAUCCUGCAGACUGCCUUUGGCGAGGACAAGCUGAUCAAGUAUGCCAGCGCUAUUGAGGAUCUGCAGAAGAACAGCAACACUCCCUACAAGCGAACCCUGCCUACCUGGCGCGGUUACCUCGAGAGAAACCUCCCGGUUCCUCUGUAA